AAAUGCAGAAAAGGCCAUGACGGCCUUAGCAAGAUUUCGCCAAGCUCAACUGGAGGAAGGAAAAGUUAAGGAACGAAGGCCUUUUCUUGCGUCAGAAUGUAAUGAACUGCCUAAAGCUGAGAAAUGGAGACGUCAGAUUAUUGGUGAAAUUUCCAAGAAAGUGGCACAAAUUCAAAAUGCUGGAUUGGGUGAAUUCAGAAUUCGUGACUUGAACGAUGAAAUUAACAAACUUCUAAGAGAAAAGGGACACUGGGAGGUGCGAAUAAAAGAGUUGGGAGGACCUGAUUAUGCAAGAAUUGGUCCAAAAAUGCUGGAUCAUGAAGGAAAAGAAGUUCCAGGAAACAGGGGCUACAAAUAUUUUGGAGCUGCUAAAGACCUACCUGGUGUCAGGGAGCUUUUUGAAAAAGAACCCCUUCCUCCUCCAAGGAAGACACGAGCUGAACUCAUGAAAGCUAUUGAUGCUGAAUACUAUGGGUAUAGAGAUGAGGAUGAUGGUGUUUUGGAACCAUUGGAACAGGAACAUGAAAGAAAAGUUAUUGCUGAAGCAGUGGAGAGAUGGAAAACAGGGAAAGAAGCACGACUUGCAGGAGGGGACAAGGAGGAGGAGGAGGAGGAGGAAAACAUCUAUGCAGUAAAUGAUGAUGAGUCUGAUGAAGAAAGUGGAAAGGAGAAAGAAGGUGAGGAUAGCCAGCAGAAGUUUAUUGCUCAUGUUCCGGUGCCAUCGCAACAGGAGAUUGAGGAGGCUCUUGUCCGAAGAAAGAAGAUGGAACUUCUUCAGAAAUAUGCCAGCGAAGCUCUUAUGGCUCAAAGUGAAGAGGCUAAAAGGCUUCUCGGACUGUAAUUGUUCUUGUGAUGCUUCUGUUUAUAAUCCAUCCUAAAACAGUAGAUGACUUUGGGAGCAGCUACUUCAAGUACUUUGAUUCUGCAGAAAGUAAUGUUC
Messenger RNA from Euleptes europaea (tarantolino), 940 nucleotides. It is a transcript of the gene ISY1, whose product is annotated as ISY1 splicing factor homolog. NCBI's taxonomy places the organism in Eukaryota, Metazoa, Chordata, Lepidosauria, Squamata, Sphaerodactylidae. The coding region runs from base 17 to 841 and encodes 274 amino acids. Gene Ontology annotation, cellular component: post-spliceosomal complex; post-mRNA release spliceosomal complex; catalytic step 2 spliceosome. Gene Ontology annotation, biological process: generation of catalytic spliceosome for second transesterification step; mRNA 3'-splice site recognition. The transcript is spliced from 10 exons. The record is from RefSeq and is a predicted model, not a curated record.